This is a messenger RNA of Dovyalis caffra, 1554 nucleotides long. The record is from the annotation of a GenBank genome assembly. Lineage: Eukaryota; Viridiplantae; Streptophyta; Magnoliopsida; Malpighiales; Salicaceae.
AUGGCAAUUGCAGCGCAAACACCUGAUAUUCUCGGCGAAAGACAGUCCGGCCAGGACGUUCGCACUCAAAAUGUGAUGGCGUGUCAAGCAGUCGCCAAUAUAGUUAAAUCCUCUCUCGGUCCUGUUGGUCUUGACAAGAUGCUUGUGGAUGAUAUUGGAGAUGUAACAAUUACCAAUGACGGUGCAACUAUUCUUAAGAUGUUAGAAGUAGAGCACCCAGCUGCUAAGGUGCUUGUGGAGUUGGCUGAGCUUCAAGACCGAGAAGUUGGAGAUGGUACAACUUCUGUUGUUAUUGUAGCUUCAGAGAUGCUCAAGAGAGCAAAUGAUCUAGUAAGGAAUGGGAUUCACCCAACUUCAAUCAUCAGUGGAUAUAGACUUGCAAUGAGGGAAGCAUGCAAAUAUGUUGAUGAAAAAUUGGCAGUGAAGGUUGAAAAGCUUGGAAAAGACUCUCUAGUAAACUGUGCCAAGACAAGUAUGUCCUCAAAGUUGAUAGGCAGUGACAGUGACUUCUUUGCAAAUUUGGUUGUCGAUGCUGUACAAGCAGUAAAGAUGACAAAUGUAAGAGGUGAAGUCAGAUAUCCCAUCAAGGGCAUCAAUAUUUUGAAAGCUCAUGGCAAGAGUGCCAAGGAUAGCUACCUUUUGAAUGGCUAUGCUCUAAAUACUGGCCGUGCUGCUCAAGGAAUGCCUAUGAAAGUUGCACCUGCAAGGAUUGCAUGCCUUGACUUUAAUCUUCAGAAGACAAAGAUGCAAUUGGGUGUACAAGUCUUAGUCACUGAUCCCAGGGAGCUUGAGAAAAUUCGUCAGAGAGAAGCUGAUAUGACGAAGGAACGCAUUGAGAAGCUCUUGAAAGCUGGAGCCAAUGUUGUUCUAACUACAAAAGGAAUUGACGACAUGGCUCUUAAGUACUUUGUGGAGGCUGGGGCUAUUGCUGUGAGACGUGUUCGGAAGGAGGAUAUGCGCCACGUUGCCAAGGCGACUGGUGCAACCUUGGUUUCAACAUUUGCUGAUAUGGAAGGGGAGGAAACAUUUGAGUCAUCAUUGCUGGGGUAUGCUGAUGAAGUUGCAGAGGAGCGGAUUGCUGAUGAUGAUGUCAUUAUGAUUAAGGGGACAAAAACUACAAGUGGUGUAUCCUUGAUUCUUCGAGGUAGUAGCAGGAGGGGGGCAGUUGAGUCUGCCUUAUCUGUGUAUUUGGAGUACCUUGCUACAACUCUGGGAUCACGAGAACAGUUGGCAAUUGCUGAGUUUGCUGAAUCUUUAUUAGUUAUACCAAAGGUGCUUGCUGUCAAUGCUGCUAAGGAUGCCACCGAGUUAGUUGCAAAACUACGGGCUUAUCACCACACAGCACAAACCAAGGCUGAUAAGAAGCAGUUGUCCAGCAUGGGACUUGAUCUUUCAAAAGGGACUGUUCGCAACAACUUAGAAGCUGGAGUCAUUGAGCCUGCCAUGAGCAAAGUGAAGAUAAUUCAGUUUGCCACUGAAGCAGCCAUAACCAUUCUUCGAAUCGAUGACAUGAUAAAGCUUAUCAAAGAUGAGAGUCAGAAUGAUGAGCAAUAG